This is a messenger RNA of Hippocampus comes (tiger tail seahorse), 285 nucleotides long. RefSeq names its product multiple coagulation factor deficiency 2, ER cargo receptor complex subunit (gene mcfd2). The transcript has a single exon. NCBI's taxonomy places the organism in Eukaryota, Metazoa, Chordata, Actinopteri, Syngnathiformes, Syngnathidae. The record is from RefSeq and is a predicted model, not a curated record. Bases 65 to 256 code for a protein of 63 amino acids.
ACACACACACAGAGGAGCAGUGUGCAGCAAUUUAUUUCUUGUCUUCUUGUCUUGCAGCCACAUUAUGGAGCAUCUGGAGGGUGUGAUUCACAAACCAGAGAAAGACAUGUCACCUCAGGAACUUCAGCUUCACUAUUUUAAGAUGCACGAUUAUGAUGGCAACAACCUGUUAGACGGGCUGGAGUUGGCAACAGCAAUCACACAUGUCCACAAAGAGGUAGGAGCUCAGCACUUGUCUGUUGGCUUUUCAUCUUAAAGGUGUGACCAAAUACAGUAUGAAUGUGA